AUGCAUCGCUGCGAACAGGGACGUUGGCCUUGUUGCCAACGCUCGCACAUGUUGUCCAAGACAAGGCCUUUCGAAGUGGACAGUGGUGGCCGGCAGCCCAGCUGCAGAGUCUGUGGCUCCUACCUCACAGGGACAUGGUUCCGGGUGAAGGUCAACACCCUGUGGCCCCCCGGUGCCAGCCCAGUCCUGCCCACGCGCAGGGCCCGCGCAGCCGCGGAGCCUGCAGGGACCGACUUCAGCCGCGCCCGCCCCGCUGGCCCCCGUGACCGUGGGGAUGAGGGCCUGAUGGGGGUCUUCUUCCUGCAUGUGACAGGUCUUCUGAUGAGUCAGUGCCCAUUUGUAAACAAAGCCCGCACUCAACUGGAGGUGGUCACGGCCAUGCCCGUGCUGGGGUCCUGGCGGCGCCUCUCCCGGGUCCUCGGUCCUAUGGGUUUGUGCAACAGAAGCUGGAGACGGGUUGUCCCAGAAGCCGGGACCAAGCGGGCCUUGCCCCCCCGCCUGUCCCGAGUGAAUGGCUGGUCGAGGCCCCUGCACUCCUUCCAGGCGGUGGCCUGGGUCACGCUCCUCAUCAUGGCCAUUGCCAACUUCGGCAUCUUCAUUCCCUUCCUGCCACGUAACUGGAAGUACAUUGCCUACGGCGUGAAUGGCGGGCUUUUCUUUCUCCACUUCUUAGUCCACUUGAUUGCAGUUUCCAUCGACCCGGCCGAAGCCAACGUGCAGUUCAAGAAGAACUACUCCAAGCCUAUGCCGACCUUCGACCGGUCCAAACAUGCCCACGUGAUCCAGAACCAGUAUUGCCACCUGUGUGAGGUCACCGUGAGCUCGAAGGCCAAACACUGUAGCGCCUGCAACAAGUGUGUCUCUGGCUUUGACCAUCACUGCAAAUGGCUCAACAACUGUGUGGGGAGCAGGAAUUACUGGUACUUCUUCUUCUCCGUGGCCUCCGCCUCGGCUGGCCUGCUCUGCCUGAUUGUCAUCCUGCUCUACAUCUUCAUCCAGUUCUUCAUCGACCCGGAGGAGCUUCGCACGCACCCCUACUACGAAAAGGUCUCCAACAAGAACACUUGGAUGCUCUUCCUCCCCCUUUUCCCUGUAAAGACAAAGACCCCAGUUGUCCUGGGCAUUGGGGUGUUCGUGCUGCUGUUGGACGUCAUCAGCCUCCUGCUGCUUGGGCACCUACUUAUCUUCCACCUCUACCUAAUGGUCAAGAAGUUGAGCACAUUUGAUUACAUGACACAGGGCCGCCAGCAACAGACUCCAAAAGCUUCAGCAGGAAAGGAAGAGCUGUCCUUCCAAAUAGGAUUCCCACAGGUACAAUCUGAGCACAUUCCCUCGCCCUGUCCAGCUGGGUGCGAGCUGUCUCCAGAAACAACCAAGACUAAACCCGGUUUUGGACAGUUGGUGCAGAUGCAGCGCACGGGCCGGGGACCUGCAGAAGUCGGGGUGCACGCGUUGCACAGGGGCCCGGGGACCCGCAGAAGUCCCGGGGUGGACGCCUCCCAGGGGCUGGAGACGCAGAAGUCCGGUGCGACACAGCACAGGGCUGGGGAGCUGAAGAAGUCCAGGUGUGCGAGCCAGACAAGGGCUGGGGACCUGGUCACUCGCCGCACCUCGCGCUGCAGCCACUGCUGGCGCUCUGAGUAG
Messenger RNA from Odobenus rosmarus divergens (Pacific walrus), 1644 nucleotides. It is a transcript of the gene ZDHHC11, whose product is annotated as zinc finger, DHHC-type containing 11. Gene Ontology annotation, biological process: protein targeting to membrane; peptidyl-L-cysteine S-palmitoylation. Gene Ontology annotation, molecular function: protein-cysteine S-palmitoyltransferase activity. Lineage: Eukaryota; Metazoa; Chordata; Mammalia; Carnivora; Odobenidae. The record is from RefSeq and is a predicted model, not a curated record. Gene Ontology annotation, cellular component: endoplasmic reticulum; Golgi apparatus. Bases 1 to 1644 code for a protein of 547 amino acids. The transcript has 11 exons.